Planococcus citri (citrus mealybug) is the source of this 2600-nucleotide messenger RNA. RefSeq names its product cytochrome P450 4C1-like. The record is from RefSeq and is a predicted model, not a curated record. Gene Ontology annotation, molecular function: oxidoreductase activity, acting on paired donors, with incorporation or reduction of molecular oxygen; iron ion binding; heme binding. NCBI's taxonomy places the organism in Eukaryota, Metazoa, Arthropoda, Insecta, Hemiptera, Pseudococcidae. The coding region runs from base 212 to 1714 and encodes 500 amino acids. The transcript has 12 exons.
CUUUUUCAAAUCGUACUCCUACUACGUCUGUUUGGGCCAACCCAUGAGCGAUUAAAAUCUACUCGCGGUUUCCCAAAUCAAAUUUAUAAUCUCAGGUUGUCCAGUCAAUUAUCAAAUUAGUGUUUAAGGUGCAUUUUGUUCGAUUCAUACCUACAUACAUACCUUCUUAGGGUUUAAGAUCGCGAGUGAUUUCGUACAUAAAACUACAACAAUGUUGCUAAUACUACUCGCGAGUUUAGUUUUCGUAUUAUUUUUAAUGAAAUUAAUCGAUAAAUUUAAAAAUCAAAGGUUUUAUACUUUAUUGAAGAAAUUUCCAUCGUAUCCGACGUAUCCGUUGAUUGGAAACUUGAACAUGUUGACCGGUUCUCUUAAUGAUUUACUGGGAAAUUUCGAGAAAAUAAUGCAAACGCAUGAUCGCGUCUUUUUUUGGUUAGGUCCGUUCCCUGUUCUAUUUUUGAAAAAGUACGACGAUAUUGCGACUGUAUUAACUCAGACUCAACACCGCGAUAUGCUUGGGUUUGGAGAACAAUGGAUAGGAACUGGAAUAUUAAAUGCUAAUUACGAUGAUUGGAAAAUAUCGAGGAGAGUUUUAGUACCUGCUUUCAGUACAGAAAUGCUUUCAAAAUACGUAACUAUCUUCAAAAAAAAUUCAUCAGCUUUAGUAGACAGAUUUGAAACAUCAGCAGAUUCCGGUGAAAUUAUAAAUAUUUGGGAAGACGUGAUAAAGGCAAAUGUUGACAGUAUCGUAGAAAUCACAAUGGGCGUAGCAAUGCAAGGAACGGAGGAAAAAGGAAAAGAAUUCAGUGACGCGUUGAUAGAGGCAGCUCAAAGUGUAACAAAACAAGCGAUAACACCUUGGUUACAGCCACGUUUGAUAUACAACGCAUAUCUAAAAUUGACUGGAAAAUCCAAGUUUAUUCAUCAGUUCCACGCUUUGCCUACUAAGAUAUUACAAGAUAAACUCAAUGAAAUCAAAAACCAAGAAAAUGCAUCAGAAAAUGUUCAGUCAUCUAAAGCAAUAAUCGACCAACUUAUCAAAGGAGGCUUAUUGGAAUCGUCGUUCACAGAAAUUCGAAUGAGAGAUGAAUUAACACACAUUAUUUUAACAGCAAUCGAAACUACAGGACUGAAUCUUUGUUUCUCGUUGCUCAUGUUGGCCAUUCAUCAGGAUAUUCAGCAAAAAGUUUACCAAGAAAUCGAAGAUCUAUUUACAGAUAACGACACUCUCGCCGCAGAUCAUUUAUUCAACGAUUUGAAAUACAUGGAGCAAUGCAUCAAGGAAACAUCUAGAGUAUUUUCUCAUGCCAUAGUCACCACCAGACGUACUCAUAAAGAAUGCAUGUUGAAAGAUGAUAUGGUCAUACCAGCCAAUACGUUCGUCGUACCACUUCUAUUCUUAGCCAAUCAAGACCCCGAUUUGUAUGAAAAUCCACGAAAAUGGGAUCCGGAAAAUUUCAACGAACAAGCGGUGCAAAAUCGACCCAAAAACAGCUUCAUGAGCUUUGGAUACGGUCCUCGAUCUUGUAUAGGAAUUAGAUACGCUAUCCUAUCGAUUAAAACGCAAAUGGUGUACAUCUUACGAGAGUAUCAUUUGUCAACCAAUAUUAAAGAAUUGACGAAAGAGCAUUUGAAAGCAGAUCUGUUUGUCAGGAGUACAAUCGGUUUUCCAAUCAAAUUCACGAAAAGAAAGAGUCAGAAUCAUGAAGAUUCCUAAAACGUCCUGUAUUCGCUCGCAUUACCAAUAAGAACAUGAUUGAAACACUACCUCUACUUCAGCAUCGUGACUGGUCGAGAGCUUGGAAAUUGCUCAACAUCGAAAAAUUCAUUCGAAAGAUAAAACCUUGUGUUAAAAUAAUAUAUCUACACUACACCUCUGUUGCUUUUAAUUUACUCAAUUAAAUUGUAAAUUUAAAUCAAAUUUAGAUAUAACUUCAUUAACAUAAAAUUUAAUCCUUUAUACUUACUUACAUCCUACCAUCAACCAUGAUUCAUCAGCCUUUUUCGAACAAUAAGUAAGAUGUAACCAAACCAUGGCGCAGAUAGGGCCCGCAUUUGAUUUUCAAAAAUUGACUUUUUAUUAUUUUCUGAUUUUUCACCAAGGUCAUAAUCUGUACAGAAUUAGAAAAAAAUUGGGCAAAGUGUAUUAAAGUGUCCCAAAAUACGAGUAUGGUAUAAUUUUAUAAAACCAUCAAAACAUCUACCCAGACACGAAUUUUUAAUUUUUAUCGAAAUAUCUUACUUCGACCAAUGAUGUAUCAACCAUAUCGCAAAGUGAGAAAAAUAUUCAAGAUCGAGUUAAUUUUUUUAGUAAAAUGUGUGCAAAUUUAAAUUAGGCCUAAUUUGAAUUUAGAGAAUUUUAUUACAUUCUUGAUUAUUUUUUUGUAAAUUUUCGGUAGUUUUUUUUUCUUUAAAAAAUGUUAAACUGAUAAAUAAGUACUACGCAGUAGAUAGGUAGAGGUACCCUAAAAGCGCGUUAUUCGCAUGAAAACAGCCAUAACGUAAUUCCAAUGAAGUUUUUUCAGGCCUAUUUUAAAUAUUAAAAUGCAAAUCGAAGAUAUCAUAGCUCAAUUUAUGUCCCAGUUACCCGGAAGAAUACAUUA